AUGGCGGCGCCUGCUCAGCUCGCCAAGAGGGCCGAGCUGUUCAUGGAGUUCACUAAGGCGAGGCUCCAGUUCAUCACUUGCAAUAUCCACGGUGGGAUGGAGAUCAUGAGCCAUCGGCACACGACGAUGUCACGCACUGCUACGUCUGCCGUGCUGCGCCAGCUGGAAUCGAUCACAGCCUUGCCUAUUCACGUCGCUUCUGAACUAGUGGAGGUGUUGACCGGCCCGGCCCUCGACAUUCUUGUCGAAGCUGAUCGGCGGGCCCUGGUCGCCGGGAUCAACGGCAAGACCGACCUCGACGGGACUGGCGCGGGCCAAGUCGUCAAGGACGAUGAGAAGAAGCAGGUCGUGCAGUAUCCAGAGAGGUAUUUCACCGAGGCAGAGUGGCAGGCGCUUCGCACAACCGCGGAGAUGGCCGUCAGCACCAUUGUGAACAAGAUGAUCACGCUGCGCAUUCUCUUCCCCAACGAGGACACCGUCGCGAAUUUCAGUGCGGUGGGCCAGUGGGCGCAGCGUGACAAUACCAUGAACGAUGCUAUCUGGUGGAGGGACUCGAUCAAGAGCAACUUGAAAACGCUCCGGAAGACCGUUCCACCCUCCCAGCAAUUCAUCAAGGUCUACCCUGAGGACCCGCGCGCCCUCGCCGAGGUAGAUUCUGUGCUGUUCAACUCGGGCUUCCUCGCGGCACCUGCAGUCGAUCCUCCCGACGAUCUCUUCCCAGAUGCGCUCCCCAUCAUGAAGAGCGCGAUGCCGCGCCGCGUCUCGAACCAGUUGACUGGGAACAAGGGGCCGCGCCGUGCUCCGGCGGUGGCGCGGGCGAGGCCGCUGGGCUACCAGGACUCGCCGCCGAGCUACCAGGACUCGCCGCCGGGCUACCAGCUCGCGCCGCUGGGCUACCAGGACUCGCCACCAGGCUACCACGUGGACGGCGCGGUCGCGGGCAGCGCAGGGGCACAGCGCAGUGCCGAGGCGCCGCCGUUUCAGGGUCCUGCGCUGAUGCCGCCGCCGCAGGGCGCUGUUCCAGGCCCAGUCGCAGGUCCGGCCGCGGCGCCAGUUCCGAUAAUGCCGCCGAUGGCGGCGGGGCCCAGCGCAGGCGCAGAGGCCGCCGCUGGGGCCCUUGCCCCAGGCGAUGCUGCAGCGGCCGCCGUGGAUCAGAUGCUCGACGAAAUGGGCAAGAAGGGGGGCAAGUCGGCCAGCAAGGGUAAGACGAGCGACACAGGGCGCCCCGUCUUGAAGCGCCCGGCGGCAGCGAGUGCAGGCCCUGCGAAGAAGAAGCCCGCUGCGGCAGGCCCGUCGACGCCUGCGAAGAGCGGCUCAGUCCCCGAGCCCAGUUCCCGGGGGAAGCUGAAGGUUCCUGCCUAUCCUGGGGCCGGGUACUUCGAACCGAUGAGCUGCGGUGAGGCCACGAUCCACUGCUCCCACGACAAGAAUCUCUGGCGCGUGAAGCCGGAGAAGGCCUCGCGCGAUGACAAGGAGUUUGCGUGGGGCAGCCGUGACCCACGCGAGGCGUGGAAGCUCGUGCAGAAGCAUCUUCGUGACCUUGCCAACGCAAAGUAG
Molecule: messenger RNA, 1557 nt
Organism: Prorocentrum cordatum
Lineage: Eukaryota; Dinophyceae; Prorocentrales; Prorocentraceae
Source: the annotation of a GenBank genome assembly